Saitoella complicata NRRL Y-17804 is the source of this 525-nucleotide messenger RNA. RefSeq names its product ubiquitin-conjugating enzyme. Bases 1 to 525 code for a protein of 174 amino acids. The record is from RefSeq and is a predicted model, not a curated record. The transcript is spliced from 2 exons. NCBI's taxonomy places the organism in Eukaryota, Fungi, Ascomycota, Saitoellomycetes, Saitoellales, Saitoellaceae.
AUGGCAUUAUCCUCACAAGCUCUCAAACGGCUCUCAAAAGAAUACCUCGACACCCUCCGCCAACCACCCGACCCCCUUCUCCUCCACCUCGCUCCUAUAUCGCCCGACGAUUUAACCCAGUGGACCGCAACCAUCGCUCCCCCGGCGCAUACACUCUACCACCCAGGCUACUACACUCUCUCAAUAACGCUACCCCCAACUUACCCCCUCACCCCACCCACCAUCUCCUUCACAACCCGUAUCGCACACCCCAACGUCGCCUUCAAAACUGGUGAAAUCUGCCUCGAUGUCCUAAAGGAGGCAUGGACGCCUGCGUGGGGGGUUCGGAGUGCGUGUUUGGCUGUUGUGGGGUUGUUGGAGAGUCCCGGGUGGGAGAGUCCGUUGGAUGUUGAUUUGGCGGUGUUGUGGAGGAGUGGGGAGGAGGUAGGGUAUGAGGGGUUGGUUAGGUAUUAUGUUGGGAGGUAUGCGUGUGGGCAUCUUGACAGCAAGGAAGGACCCGAUGGGGAGGAAGAGGAAGAACCAUGA